Paramuricea clavata is the source of this 4396-nucleotide messenger RNA. The record is from the annotation of a GenBank genome assembly. Lineage: Eukaryota; Metazoa; Cnidaria; Anthozoa; Malacalcyonacea; Plexauridae.
UUUUAUUUCUACAAAUUGACGGAUAGCGAAAUUUGGUACAAAAGGAAAUUUUGGUUUUUGAAUUAGGAAAAUUACUUUUGCAAAGUGGAAGCACUGUCAAUAAAAUGGAAGAACAUGCAAGUUGAGAUUGGAAAUGGUGGAUAAAAAUAGAAAUGACUCAUCUGGGAAAAAUGAAGAGUUGCUUUCGGAGCAUAAUAUUUUGAACAAAUUUCAAAUUUUCCUUGACAAUAAUAUACAAAUCAUAAGAGUGAGUUAAACUGUGCCAUGAAACACAUUAUAGAAUGAAAAAUGAAUUUUGAUUGAUAAAGUGGGCAAAUUGAUUGCAUGUGAAAUUAUUUUUCAUUUGUAGAAUGCGGUUUGGAUAAUCGGUGGCAUUGGUUUGGUAAUCAUUGUUAGAAGAACUUACGCUGUAAGUGUUGUGGGUUGCAGCAGUUGCAAGACAGAUUGUUGGAAUGGCACUACUAAAGUGCAUGGUGGUCGGACUUGCGGCCCUGGGAAUUCAGUGGCACAGUCGUCCAGGAAAGUGCUUUUCACCUUUGCGAUUGUGGAUCAGAUAUCUAUUUUUAUAGACUCUACUAAAUUAUCCAGUUAUGCAAUAUGCAUGUGAAAAGAGUCAAUUCAUAACAUGUUGCUAUAUUAGUAAAAGAAAUUUUGUCUAAGCAGUCACCAGUCAAAUCCUAACCACACUACAUACUGGAUUCCUCAUUCUAGCUGCCAGUACAUAUAUACAUACAUAAAUAUCACAAUUGUUGUAAACAUAAACACUCAAUGCUACUAUGAUAUUGAGUUCCUUAUAUAGUAAACAGCAGCUGUAUGAACUAAGAGAUACAACUACCUGAAAAAUACAAACAGUUUGUAUUUUUAAUGUAAUUGUGUCUCCUACAUGCUUUUGCUGUUGUUAUCAUUGCUACCUACAUUGGCACUGACAAUUCUUCAUAUAUAUGGUAAUAGGCUACCUUCUAGGCCAUUUAACUAUUCUGAUUAACCCAACUUUUAAAAUUAGACUCUCUUUUAAUGGCACAACUUUUAUCCACAAGCCAAACUUCCUAGUAACAUCUUUCUGCCGCGGCAGACAACAUCUUUCUGCUUGCGCUGGGUAUGGAAAUUAUAUAAUACACACUCUAGAACAUUUUCAUCUUAACAUAUUACGGAGUGUACAAUUACACAAAUAACAUAACACUUGCAGAACUAGUACUGUUCGAUGCUGAAUUAAUAUAAUAUAACAGCUCUAUGACUGUACAAUCAAGAAAGGAUUGCUCCUAUCUACAUUUCUUCUUUUCCUCUUAUCUCUUAAUUUAGGACCAUGUCAUCUUGCUUCUAUAGUGUAUUUUCUUCCACAUAUAAAAGUCUUGCACCAUCCACCUUAUAAGUCCAUUCUCUUCCAUAAUCUACUUCAUUUCAACACUCCAUCUUAUCGUUUGUCUUCUUCUGGAUCUUUUUCUCCCAUAGAUUUUUCCAUGCCCUCUUAGCUAAAUAGCUCAGCAAAUGGCCAAACCAUCUCAUUCUUGCUUCUACUUUCCUAACUAUGCUUUAAUUAAACUUCUACUCUUCUUCUAACCUCCUCGCUUAUAAGAUGCUCUCUAAGUGAUAUUCUGUAUAGACAUAUUUAUUUUUCAUUAGCGUUUACCCAAGAGCGUGAAGCUCAUGAGCUACGGGGCUCACGCGACACAUUCUUACAAUGAAAAUUUUCACAUUCAGAAAGUUGGACAACUGGAUCUCUUAUCAGCCAGAUUAACACAUAUUCAACUAUUUAAGAAAACCAUAGGCGUACCGGGCGGGGGGGCGGGGGGGGGGCGGCAGCCCCCCCAGUUUUUUGGGCAGUCGGGCAAUAUUCGAUCAACAGUCGGGCAAUUUUGGUUUGCAAUAAAAAAAAAUGGGACAAAUUCUGUAAUUUUGACAAAUUCUGUGUCUUCUUUGGCAAAUUUUGUGAUUUUUCGAAAAUUUUUGUUAUGUUCCGAAAAAUAUUGGUUGUCCGGAAAAUUUUUUUGACCCCUAAAAUGGUACACUGACCGAAAUUUUUUUGGCGACGGGGGGGGGGGGAGGUCGCCAAAAUAAUUUUUCCGGAAAAAAAUUUUUGGUACUAGUCGGGCAGAAUCCCGAAAAGUCGGGCAAUUUUCUUCCCGCCCCCCUAAUUUUUUCCUUCCGGUACGCCCAUGAAGAAAACGUUUAGUUUCCGUUAUGUAUUGUUGAACGUAAAAAUAUUCAGAUUAUCUAACGUAUCCAAAUUCGUAGAGCCGUGAAGAAAAAUGUUGACUUUUUGUAAAUCCGACAAGAGAUACCAGUCAUUGCCAAAAAUUUGUGCAGUACUCGAGAGUACAUUUUCGAUCAUAAAUAGUAAAUUUUACUGAUCCAUUCUAAACAAGGUUUUUAAGGUCUUCAAAACAUCUCAUUCCAGCUCCUAGUUUCUUGACUAUGAAGUUUACUCCAGCUCUUCCUCGUUUUGACACGUUCUCGGAGUGAUAUUCCUUGCAUCCAUUUCAUCAUUCUCAUUACAGAUCUCUCUUCUGCACGUGUAAAAAUCUCACGACUUGCCAACAAGAUAUGUUCGCAACAGGCUUGUAGCAAGCCUGCCAACAAGUUGUAACAAUGUUGUCAUUAUAUCAAGUUGCUGCAAGUUUGUCAUGCACUCACAACUUGUUGACAAAUUGUUGAAUUGCAGGACGAUAACAAGUUGUUGUUGGAACAACUUGUAACAAGUUUGUUGAGCUCAACAACCUUGUAGCAAGUUAUCAGCAAGCCGUUGACAACUUGUCAACAAGCUGGGAACAAGCAGUGCGAACACAUCCUGUUGACAAGUUGUUGGAAAAGCAUUGCUACAAGUCUGCUGCAGGUUUUUUACAAUUUGUGCGUUUUUAAGUCGGUAGCAUUUCUUUCCUCAGAAAAGGUUUGCUCUAAAAUUUUUGCUUCAUCUAGCUGCAUCAUUUCACGAAGCAGUCAUCCAUACCAGAAAUAUACUUCAGAAACAAUGUCACAUUGACUGGGAAGGUCGUAAAGGUCCACAAUAAUGGCUGUCUGGGUAUCCUACACUUGCCUUUGCUGUGGAGAGCAAGAAUAAAUUACAUCUCCAAUCCAGGUAGUAAAAGAGACGCCAUUCAGUGAAUGUUAUGGGGCACGAAUUCUCUGUAUAAAGAAGAAUAAGCAUUAUUUUCCCACUCUGAUAAUUGGCUGAGUUGACGACCAUCUUGCUGUACGAACUCGAUAGACUGACCGGCUUAAUGUCAGUAUUUUCGAUUUCGUAGUCCUAAGCAUAUCUCUUUCUGUAUCUAGAUUCAAGCUUGUUAAAUGUUAAUGUAACUGGAAUUGAGUUACAAAGUGGUGGUGUUGAUUAUCUUAAUACGCAACUACCAAACCAAAACAUUAAGUUUCAACUUCUUGGCAAGGAUGAAUGUGAUAAUAUAGAAUCAAUUAUUUCUCAAAAUAAGGUGUGUAUGUAGUCCUUCAAAGCCAGUGCUUGGGAAAACUAUAGGAAACGUUGUUUCUUUUAAUAGCCAUGUUUCCCGAAGGUGAGCAAACCAGGAAACAUUGUUUUCUACCCAAUAUUCUCCGAAGGUGGACAAACCAAGAAAGUUGAAGAAACAUUGUUUCCUAGCUAGACAAGUUUCUGGGAUUAUGGACUAAUUUGGGAAGCAAAAUAUGUUUCUGAAUUUGUUUGUAAACAUUUUUGCUUCUUAUAAAGCCAAAUUUGUCCCAACAAUGUUUUCUAGUUUGCCCAGACCUUUGAGCGGGAAAUAUUAUUAUGAAAAUAAGAAUCUUCCAAUUAUUCUAUUUUGAAAUUCAAAGCCUUCGAUCAUUGUUUUAUCAGGGCUGGUUGCGAAGGAGAUCCUGUAUAAAUGAAGAAAUAAUCAGUCUUGGUUUUGCCACAGCAAAACACGUUCCGGCCUUGUGCGAUGUCAAAGCAUACAACCUGCUUAUUGAAAGACUAGUCAAAGCCGAAGUGAAAGCAGUGAAGAAGAAAUCUGGUAUUUGGAAAGAUGAUGUAAACGAUGGUAUAUUCUACAGGACUUGGUCGUGGUUAAAGAAGAAAGUGUUUAGAAGAUGAUGGAUUGGUACAGAGUCUGAAAUGACAGUCGGACAUCAGACUUUUUCCGAACAAAAGUACCAAUCAGUUUUCUUGAAGUAACUAUGAGUUAACCAAAGAAUGCACUGAUACGAUCAGUCCGCAAAGAAGGCACAAUUGUUAAAUUUAGAAGUAUUUAACCAUACUGUAAAUAGUGUUUGCAAUAAAGUAUUAUUUAUUGACGGACAAUUAAUGUCUGCAUGUUAUUUUAGGCUCUGUUGAUAUUAUUUAAAAAAUAUGAGACAGAGUAAAUGGUAGUACGUCAGUUUCAAAAAUGUUGACACUUUUGUAGGCAGCAAAUAAAACUGCAUCUUUCAAUUCAAUUUAUUUGCCUUCGAA